AUGUCGACACUUACGCCCAACAAAAUAGCCUCCAGGGGACCUGCAGAUGAGCUCCUCGACCCAGAGCGGCGCAGGAUCAUUGCCCAGAUGUCCGCCUAUAUCGAACAUGUAAAACUCCCUUCGACGGGAUGGGCUCUCCUCUGGUUUACGAAUCUCGCCAUCUUGAGGAAAUAUCUCAAAACCUGUCAAGAGUCGGAGAAGUCGGAGGUUCCGAUGGAUGUGGCAGGGAAGUGUCGGUCUAGAGGCUCACUUGCUUCUCAAGAGGGCGCAGAAGAACAAGACAUUGAGAGGACUCCAAAGAAGCGCCAGCGUACUUCAGAAACCGCGUCCAGGAUUCCCACACUCGCUGGCAACACCCGUCCUGCAGCAGUAGGUCCUCAAGAAACAACGAAGCAGCCGGCAGGCCGUAGCGAGUCAGCCAAGAAACUGUGGAAAGCACAGGUCUUAGGCCCUAAUGGCACGGAGACCUGCUCCAACUUGAUGUGCAUGUCCAACCUCGCCCAUAAACUCUGGGAGACAGCGCGAUUCGCCCUAAAUCCCUUGUCGAUCAGCGAAGAUAAGAAAGUUCUCAAGGUUUCGGACUCUAUGUCGUCCAGAGAUAUCCCGAGUCCUUUCCCCGAUGGCUGCGUGUCCUCUAUAAAGGUGGAAGGCAAACCCAAUACGAAACUGUUCGACAUUCACACCGAAAAAGCCCUACGCUCUGGGGAUACUCUCACUUUCAAGACAGACGACCCAGUCGGCCAUCCACUCCCAUCGAUGGAGCUGCUCAAUAUGCAAUGGGCUCUCCAUCGAGUUCUUGCUCUAAGUGGUGCCGCUGAUGCAACCGAUGAAGAACUUGACCCCCCCGACCCCGAUUGGCUACAGGUUGAAGCCACUGAUGAAGACAGUGAGGAAGAAGUAGAGAGUGAAACGGAGGAAGACGACCCGGAGGAAGAAUCGUGGGAUGAAAUGGUCGUGGAGAGCCACCAAUCAAACUUCCCAAGCUGUGAAAUUCGUCCGGCGUCCACUCUACCCAGAUCCAGACAUGAUGACCACAAGGAUCAAGAGGAGCAGACGGAGCCGGCGGACGCAGAACCUCAGUACUGUAGCUUUGGUGGCGUUGGGUCCCCGGGCCGCGAUCCCCUUGUGCGCGUGUGGGUCCACGAAUAUGGAAGUAGUCCUAAUAUGGAGGACGUCUAUAUCCAAGUCUCUCGACAAACCCAUAUGGUCCAGGGCCCAACCAAAGGCGUGACCGGAUCAAGAUGGCGAAAUAACCACCCAAGAAACGCGAAUACUCUCAUUCGAGCGUUGGUAGACGUUCGUGAUUGA
Aspergillus eucalypticola CBS 122712 is the source of this 1308-nucleotide messenger RNA. RefSeq lists its product as uncharacterized. The coding region runs from base 1 to 1308 and encodes 435 amino acids. The transcript has 5 exons. The record is from RefSeq and is a predicted model, not a curated record. Lineage: Eukaryota; Fungi; Ascomycota; Eurotiomycetes; Eurotiales; Aspergillaceae.